Molecule: messenger RNA, 1410 nt
Organism: Syngnathus typhle (broad-nosed pipefish)
Lineage: Eukaryota; Metazoa; Chordata; Actinopteri; Syngnathiformes; Syngnathidae
Gene: cdkn1cb
Product: cyclin dependent kinase inhibitor 1Cb
Exons: 3
Coding region: 140-748 (202 amino acids)
Biological process (GO): regulation of cell cycle
Cellular component (GO): nucleus
Molecular function (GO): cyclin-dependent protein serine/threonine kinase inhibitor activity
Source: RefSeq, a predicted model, not a curated record
GGAGGUUAUAUACUCUGACUUUUACUAGUACGGUACAUUUAAACGUAACUGCGCAGCGUGGGACACGCACACGAGGAAAACGCACUCAUUACUUUGUUGUUGUUUUUCCCAAAUCAGUCCGUUUUUUUCCCCCUGUCCUAUGGGGGACAUGUCUCACGCCCAGUUAUCGAGCAUCGCCAUGGAGAGGCUGGUGGCCAGGAGGACCUUCCCCUUCCACAAGCGCACCGGCGUAUGUCGGAACCUCUUCGGACCGGUGGACCACGACGAGCUAAGCCGGGAGAUGAGCGUCAAACUGCGGGAGAUUUCCGAGCGCGACCGGCAACGGUGGAACUUUAAUUUUGAGGCAAACACCCCACUGGAUGGAGACUACGAGUGGGUGGAGGUCUCUUCGGAUAGCGCCCCGGCGUUCUAUCAAAGCUCGUCAGUGCAGCUCGACGUGCCCGCUACGCCCGUCAAGCUGCACCCGGACGCAUUGGAACGUCUGGCCGCGCCCGAGGGUAGCGACGGCGCGUCGGUGGAGCUCAACCAGGAGAACCGCGCAGACAAGCUCAACUCCCGGAGGCUGGCCCACAGAAUGGCCCCUUGUGGCGGACGGAAGAGGCCGUCGGCCCCCGCGGAUAACAACACGCACAUCACAGAUUUCUUCGUGAAGCGAAGGAGGGCCGCGGAGAGAAAGUGUGUGGAGAUGAGCCAUCACGCCAAGUCUCCCAUUCCCUUGGAGCAAACCCCCAGGAAGAGGAUCCGCUGAAGGUGGAUUUUUUUGCACUACUACUGCUUGUGUGGGCAUGUUUGAUGGAGGAAGGAAAGAAGAAAAAGGAGGAGGGGAAGAAUGGACUAUCGCCGGCUCCCCCCCGGUCCCGUGGAUCAGCGCUGGCCGGACACCCAUUGCCGGCCUUUCAGGACUGAACCGGUCGGGCUCUCGGGGUGGGGACGAUGGAGUGUGAUUUUUUUUUUCUAUCCAGUACAAAUGUAGCAUUCAUUGUUGCUGCCACUCGACAGUGUUAACAGUGUUUUAACAUCUGUGCAAUCCUUAAGAAAAAAAAAAAAGACUUUAAAUUGUCUACACUGGCCAAAAGUGUACAGCUUUAUAGAAACAACCGCCUAUUAAUGGUUAAUGUGUCGUUGGGUUUUAUUUUCUCCAGUAAAUGUAUAUUUUUAAGUCUAUUUUAAUUUAUAAUUUAUUUAUGUUUCUUUUGUACGUGUUAAGUGAAUUCUUGAUUCAGCCAUAUGGCCUAUGUUUAUUUUAGUUCCUUAUUUUUGUAUUGGUGGUGUAUUUGCAAUCAUGUAGUUUGUAGCGUACACUAGUCGUCUUUGUCUGAGCCAUUAAAAAAAAAAUGUUUGUUCUCCAUGCAAGUUCCCUCAUGAGCAAAAAAAAAAAAGAUGAGAAUAAAAUGUUUUUUUAAAGUCAAA